This is a messenger RNA of Papaver somniferum (opium poppy), 1958 nucleotides long. RefSeq names its product protein ASPARTIC PROTEASE IN GUARD CELL 2-like. The transcript has a single exon. Lineage: Eukaryota; Viridiplantae; Streptophyta; Magnoliopsida; Ranunculales; Papaveraceae. Gene Ontology annotation, molecular function: aspartic-type endopeptidase activity. Gene Ontology annotation, biological process: proteolysis. The coding region runs from base 204 to 1697 and encodes 497 amino acids. The record is from RefSeq and is a predicted model, not a curated record.
CCAUCACUGCAUAUCUCUCUUUCUCAACAAAAACAAACACAAUACAACCCUCUCUAUCUUCUUCUCUCUCCCAAGGGAUCCCACCCUUGUAACAAAGACAUAUCAUUUCUCUCUUUAUCUAUCUCUCUUUCUCCACCCAACCUUGCAUAUAAAUACAUCACAAGGGCAAGCAAAAACCAAAACCAUAAAACAAAAGAAAAAAGAUGGCAACAACAAAAGCUGUAAUACUGCUCUUGGUGGUAGCAGUGGUGUUGUUAAACCUCCUGAUUACUCAUGCCACCACCAUAUCUGCUUCUACACUAGAUUCUCAUCCAGAUUUUCAGCUCUUGAAUGUGCAAGAAACAAUAGACAGCACAAAACUCCAUCCAGCUGCUGCAGUGGUAACAGAUAAUUAUCAAGAGUUGUCAACAAAUAAGAAAGAAAUGAAAACUAAAAAGAAGAAUAAGUGGAAGCUAAAGUUACUUCAUCGAGAUGUGAUUCCAGUCGGAAAAAAUCAUUCUGAUCAUAAAACCCGCUUUCAUGAACGCAUGGAACGAGAUAUUAUUCGUGUUGAGAGCUUGAACCGUAGAUUUUCAAGUGGUGGUGGAUCUACCAGUUAUGGUGGUGGUGCAUAUAGUUAUCAUGUGGAGGAUUUCGGGUCCGAUGUUGUUUCGGGUAUGGAUCAAGGUAGUGGAGAGUAUUUUGUGAGAAUUGGUGUCGGAAGUCCUCCAAGGAAUCAAUACAUGGUGAUCGAUUCUGGUAGUGAUAUUGUGUGGGUACAAUGUCAGCCUUGUUCCCAGUGUUAUCGCCAAUCAGACCCAGUCUUUGACCCUUCUAGUUCUGCUUCAUUUGCUGGAGUUUCAUGUGCUUCUUCUGUAUGUGGACGGUUGGAGAAUGCAGGGUGUCAUGCCGGACGAUGCCGUUACGAAGUUUCAUAUGGUGAUGGGUCGUACACAAAAGGAACCCUGGCUCUUGAAACACUUACGUUUGGACGAACUAUUGUUCGAAACGUCGCAAUUGGAUGUGGUCACCGAAACCGUGGGAUGUUCGUCGGUGCGGCAGGUUUACUAGGCCUUGGUGGAGGUUCUAUGUCAUUUAUCGGGCAGCUUGGUGGUCAAACUGGAGGAGCUUUUGGUUAUUGCCUAGUAAGUCGAGGCUCCGGUGCUGAUGGGUCCAUGGUUUUCGGGCGCCGGGCUAUACCCUCUGGAGCAGUAUGGGUCCCGCUUAUUCGUAACCCUCGCGCCCCUAGCUUCUACUUUGUAGGCCUAGCUGGCCUUGGGGUAGGUGGCGCCCGAAUUCCGGUAUCACAAAAUGUUUUCCAACUUUCAGAUUCGGAGUAUGGAGGUGUGAUCAUGGAUACAGGUACAGCCGUUACUAGGCUCCCAACGGCAGCUUAUAUGGCGUUGCGCGACUCAUUUAUCGCCGCCACUGCAAACCUACCUCUGGCCUCUCGAGUAUCCCUUUUUGAUACAUGUUACAAUCUUAAUGAUUUUGCUGUGGUAAGAGUUCCAACUGUGUCGUUUUACUUCACGAGUGGUCCGGUACUAACACUGCCAGCCAGGAAUUUCCUGAUUCCAGUGGAUAAUAUGGGGACAUUUUGCUUUGCUUUUGCUCCUACUUCUGGGCCUGGUAUAAUUGGUAACAUCCAACAAGAAGGCAUUCAGAUUUCGGUUGAUGCGGCAAACGGUUUUCUCGGUUUCGGACCUAAUACUUGCUAAAACCUUAAAGAAAUUAUUAUGCAUCAGCUCCAGAAUAUGUGAAUUUUGUAAGAUUAGCUUUUGGUUAUCGCAGUAUGUAGUCAUUUUCAGCAGUAGUGGUUCAUGCAAUGAGAAUAGUACCUUAAAGUAUGCAAUAGUAAUGAUUUUAAUUAAAGUAAUUAAGUUCUGCUGGUAUUUGAUUAUUAGUAGUGAAAAUGUAAAUAUUGGUAUCUGCUACUGUAUUAUAUUUGAAUGAAGUUACUGCUUGCCUUUGUUUUGUCA